Necator americanus (New World hookworm) is the source of this 2568-nucleotide messenger RNA. RefSeq lists its product as uncharacterized. Gene Ontology annotation, biological process: Golgi to vacuole transport; intracellular protein transport. The coding region runs from base 1 to 2568 and encodes 855 amino acids. Gene Ontology annotation, cellular component: AP-1 adaptor complex; membrane coat; Golgi apparatus. The transcript is spliced from 23 exons. NCBI's taxonomy places the organism in Eukaryota, Metazoa, Nematoda, Chromadorea, Rhabditida, Ancylostomatidae. Gene Ontology annotation, molecular function: clathrin-cargo adaptor activity. The record is from RefSeq and is a predicted model, not a curated record.
AUGGCGACCGCAGUUGAGAUGGCCAUCGAGAAAAUCGAUGAGGUCAAGUCGAGGAUUGGCCGCACAUUGGGUACUCCUAUGCGUCUACGUGAUCUCAUACGGCAAGUUCGAGCAGCACGCACGAUGGCAGAAGAGAGGGCUGUCGUCGACAGGGAAAGCGCAAAUAUAAGGGAGAAUUUUCGAGAAGAUGAUUCACCUUGGAAGUGCCGAAACAUAGCCAAACUCCUUUACAUCCAUAUGCUUGGUUAUCCCGCUCACUUUGGACAGAUGGAAUGUAUGAAACUUGUUGCACAACCUCGUUUCACCGACAAACGAAUAGGAUAUCUUGGUGCAAUGUUGUUACUGGAUGAACGCUCCGAAGUUCAUUUACUUGUUACCAAUUCGUUGAAAAAUGAUCUGAAUGCGUCUACUCAGUUUGUGACUGGAUUAGCUCUUUGUACCCUUGGUUCCAUAUGCUCAGCUGAAAUGUGCCGUGACCUUGCAAACGAAGUAGAACGUUUGGUGAAGAGCAGUAACACGUACAUUAAGAAAAAGGCAGCUUUGUGUGCUUUCCGAAUCGUGCGAAAAGUUCCUGAACUAAUGGAGGUUUUUAUUUCGUGUACUCGUUCACUUCUUGGAGAGAAAAACCAUGGCGUUCUUAUGGGUGCAACAACGCUUGUGACAGAGAUGUGCGAGCGAAGUCCAGAUGUGCUGAAUCACUUCAAAAAGCUGGUCCCGAAUCUAGUUCGAAUUCUCAAAAAUCUCCUCAUGAGUGGUUAUUCGCCGGAACAUGAUGUUACUGGUAUUAGUGAUCCAUUUUUACAGGUUAAAAUCUUGCGUUUGCUCAGAGUUUUGGGCAAAGAUGAUCCGAGAGCUACCGAAGAAAUGAACGAUAUUCUUGCUCAGGUAGCUACGAAUACAGAAACUGCUAAAAAUGUUGGAAAUGCUAUUCUAUACGAAACAGUGUUGACGAUCAUGGAAAUUAAGAGUGAAAGUGGGUUAAGAGUAUUGGCCGUCAACAUUCUUGGACGAUUUUUAUUGAAUCCCGAUAAGAAUAUUCGGUAUGUGGCGUUGAAUACAUUGUUAAAGACGGUUUCCAUUGACUAUCAGGCGGUGCAACGUCAUCGCACCACUGUUGUUGAUUGCCUUAAGGAUCCAGAUGUUUCAAUAAGGAAGCGAGCAAUGGAGCUGUGUUUUGCACUAAUAAACAAGACUAACAUAGCAAAUAUGACGAAGGAGAUACUUAUUUUCCUAGAGACAGCUGAUCCAGAGUUCAAGUCUGAGUGCGCCUCUAAAAUGUAUGUAGCCACAGAACGAUUCUCACCGAAUCAUGAGUGGCACCUAGACACUAUGAUCACAGUCCUACGUCUGGCUGGUAACUACGUACCAGAUGAGGUUGUGUCAUGUAUGAUUCAACUUAUAUCUUCACAUGGAGAACUACAACACUACGCUGCUGUACAACUGUUCCGGGCUGCUCAACUUGACUCAACGAAUGCUCAACCGCUUUUGCAGGUUGCUUUCUGGACUAUUGGAGAAUUUGGUGAUUUGCUACUUCAGCCAGCUGAUGCUGACUCGGCUAAGGUUGAAGAAACAGAUGUAAUAGAGGUGUUUGAACAUGUUCUUCCAUCUACUUUAACAUCGUUGUCGACAAAAUGCUACGCAGUUACUGCACUGGCAAAGUUAGCAACAAGGUUUGGAUCAACCGUAGACCGUAUAAACGCUCUUGUUCGAGCAAACCAAGCACAUCUUCAUCUAGAGCUACAACAACGCUCUGUUGAAUUCUCGCGACUCUUGGACUGUGGCGAUCUCAAAUAUGGACUUCUCGAACGAAUGCCUGUAAUUACGCAUAAUUCGCUCAAUGCCGCUGCUGCUCCGAUUGAAGAUGGUCCUAGCCUUAUCGAGGAUACGCAACCAGCACCUGCUGCUACAACUGUACCGACAUCGAACGUUGACUUGCUUGAUCAGCUGGCUGGACUUGGAGAACCGGUGUCGGUGCCAACGCCAGUUAAGACAAGUACCAAUAAUGACUUGUUCGAUCUCAUGGCUGGACCAAAUGUGCCUACAAUAGCUCCGCACAAUUCUAUUGUUGAUGGUAAUUUGCUAGGAGCGUUGUCAUCAGUGUCUGUUUCGAAUCCUAUGCCAUCACCAGCAGUUCCUGCUGCUGACCCGUUUGAUCUUCUCGCAGGACUUGGUGCUCCUUCUGUUUCGCCUGCUAAAACUGUUGCUCCAGUUGCUGAACGCGUUGUUGCGCUGAAUAGUGGUGGGAUUGAAGCUCACAUCAUGGUGUUAGGAGGAGGAUGGUCUGGCGACAACGUUCAGCUGCAAGUUGAAAUUACCAACAACACUCCAGUUCAAGUUCAGGACUUUGCAUUCCAAGCAGCUGUAACCAAGGCGUUUACCAUCGAACUACAAACGCCGUCCUCCACCACGCUAGAACCAAUGGGCGGAUCUGUAAUCACACAAAUUGUAAAAAUAACGAGGGUAUCUCGUGGACAACAGUUACGGAUGCGCACCCGAGCACUGUACACAUCUAAAGGCCAACAACAUAAAAUACAAGGAGAAGUAAAUCGAUUCCCGGGCUUGGAUUGA